AUGGAUGCUAAGAAACGGUGUCGACGGGCGGCGAGAGCACAAGUUAGUAAGAUCUCUAAUAUUUUAGAAAAUUUGUUAGAUAAAGAUGAACUAAAAAUAUCGGAGAUCGAAUUGAAUUAUUUAGUACUUCAAGGAGUUAUAAAGAAAUUAGAAGUACUUGAUAGAGAUAUAGAAAUGUUGUUAGCUGAAAAAGAUUAUGACGAAAGUGGGCUAGAAAAAGAAUAUGAAGAGGUAAUAGCUUACAAUAAGAAAUGGCUGACAAUGAAAACAAGAGUCGAGAAUGUUCUGUCUAAAACAAAAGAAGAAAGCGUUGGUUUUUCAGGAUCUGAAACAGCAAAGAAUUACAAAUUACCAGUCCUGGAGUUAAGGAAGUUUGACGGAUGUGUACGUAGUUGGUUACCCUUCUGGGGCCAGUUCCAGAAAAUAGAUGAGGAUAAACAGAUGAAUGAUGCGAAUAAAUUUCAAUACUUAGUCCAAUCUAUGAUGCCGGGAACAGAAGUAAGAUCUUUUGUUGAAAGUUUUCCUCCAAAUAAAUCCAGCUACACACAAUGCCUUUCUGAUUUGAAGCGUAGAUAUGCACGUGAGGAAUUAUUGAUUCAAGUUUAUGUGAGAGAGCUACUUACAUUAAUAAUAAAUAAAGACAAAAAUAUGAAUUUAUCAAACCUUUAUGAUCAACUCAACUCCCAGUUGCGCGCCUUAGAGACUUUGGGUGUAACACAAGAUAAAUAUGCCGCAUUUAUUCUUCCAAUGGUAGAAUCAUCUUUACUAUUAGACAUUUUGAAGGCAUGA
Molecule: messenger RNA, 789 nt
Organism: Galleria mellonella (greater wax moth)
Lineage: Eukaryota; Metazoa; Arthropoda; Insecta; Lepidoptera; Pyralidae
Exons: 1
Coding region: 1-789 (262 amino acids)
Source: RefSeq, a predicted model, not a curated record